This is a messenger RNA of Lolium rigidum, 2519 nucleotides long. RefSeq names its product DNA replication licensing factor MCM3. The coding region runs from base 1 to 2343 and encodes 780 amino acids. Lineage: Eukaryota; Viridiplantae; Streptophyta; Magnoliopsida; Poales; Poaceae. Gene Ontology annotation, molecular function: ATP binding; ATP hydrolysis activity; single-stranded DNA binding. The transcript is spliced from 16 exons. Gene Ontology annotation, cellular component: nucleus; MCM complex. Gene Ontology annotation, biological process: double-strand break repair via break-induced replication; DNA strand elongation involved in DNA replication; mitotic DNA replication initiation. The record is from RefSeq and is a predicted model, not a curated record.
AUGGACGUCAACGAGGAGGCCAUGGCGGCGAACAAGCGCGCCUUCCUCGACUUCCUCGACCAAGACGUCGGCAAGGGCGUGUACAUGCAGGCGGUGCGCGACAUGGUGCAGAGCAAGCGCCACCGGCUCACCAUCGGCAUGGACGACCUCCGCAAUCACAACCUCGACCUCGCCCGCAGGAUCAUCCGGAGCCCCGGGGAGUUCAUGCAGCCGGCGUCGGACGCCGUCACGGAGGUGGCCAGGAACCUGGACCCCAAGUUCCUCAAGGAAGGGGAGCGCGUGCUGGUCGGCUUCACCGGCCCGUUUGGAUUCCACAGGGUCACGCCCAGGGACCUCAUGUCCUCCUUCAUCGGGACCAUGGUCUGCGUCGAGGGCAUCGUCACCAAAUGCUCGCUGGUGAGGCCAAAGGUUGUCAAGAGUGUUCACUACUGCCCUGCAACAAAUGCUUUCCUCUCGCGUGAAUACAGGGACAUCACAUCUUUUGUAGGCUUGCCAACUGGUUCUGUUUAUCCAACUAGGGAUGAAAAUGGCAAUUUGUUGGUCACCGAGUAUGGGAUGUGUGAAUACAAGGAUCACCAGACCUUGUCCAUGCAAGAGGUUCCUGAAAAUGCUGCCCCUGGACAACUUCCAAGAAGUGUAGAUGUUAUUGUAGAAGACGAUCUUGUAGAUUGUUGCAAGCCAGGUGACCGUGUCUCAAUUGUUGGUCUAUACAAGGCUCUUCCAGGAAAAAGCAAGGGCAGUGUUAGUGGUGUCUUCAGGACUGUCCUUAUUGCAAAUAAUGUUUCACUUCUGAACAAAGAGGCAAAUGCGCCUGUCUAUACUCGGGAAGAUCUGAAGCGGAUGAAAGAAAUAUCAAGGAGAAAUGACACAUUUGACUUGCUGGGGAAUUCACUUGCUCCAUCAAUUUAUGGCCAUCUCUGGAUAAAGAAGGCAGUUGUACUAUUAAUGCUUGGUGGUGUUGAGAAGAAUUUGAAAAAUGGAACUCACUUGAGAGGAGAUAUAAACAUGAUGAUGGUGGGAGAUCCUUCAGUUGCCAAGUCUCAGCUUCUGAGAGCUGUUAUGAACAUAGCCCCUUUGGCUAUCUCAACUACUGGAAGGGGUUCAUCUGGUGUUGGUUUGACUGCUGCUGUCACUUCUGACCAAGAGACUGGGGAAAGAAGGCUCGAGGCUGGUGCCAUGGUUCUUGCUGAUCGUGGUGUUGUGUGCAUUGAUGAGUUUGAUAAGAUGAACGAUCAAGAUCGAGUUGCUAUACAUGAAGUCAUGGAACAGCAAACUGUGACAAUUGCCAAGGCAGGAAUACAUGCAUCGCUAAAUGCAAGAUGCAGUGUAAUUGCUGCAGCAAAUCCAAUAUAUGGAUCCUAUGAUCGUUCAAUAACACCAACAAAGAACAUUGGGCUUCCGGAUUCACUGCUCUCUCGUUUUGAUCUGCUCUUUAUUGUUCUUGAUCAAAUGGAUGCUGAUAUCGACCGUCAGAUUUCAGAACAUGUUGCACGGAUGCAUAGAUACUGCGCUGAUGAUGGAGGAUCAAGGUCUCUUGAUAAAGCAGGAUAUGCUGUGGAGGAAGAAGAUGGCGAUGCUAAUGCAGCCAUAUUCGUUAAAUAUGAUAGAAUGCUCCAUGGACAGGAUAGAAGGCGAGGCAAGAAGGCCAAACAGGACAGGCUGACUAUCAAAUUCCUGAAGAAAUAUAUACACUAUGCAAAGAACCUUAUUCAGCCAAAGCUCACUGACGAGGCAUCUGAUCACAUUGCAACUUCAUAUGCUGAGCUCAGAGAUGGUAGUGCAAAUGCAAAGGCUGGUGGAGGUACGCUUCCAAUUACAGCAAGGACAUUGGAAACAAUGAUCCGUCUAUCUACUGCCCACGCGAAGAUGAAACUGAGACACGAGGUUCUGAAAAUUGAUGUUGAGGCUGCAUUGCAAGUUCUGAAUUUUGCAAUAUUCCACAAGGAACUGACUGAUAUGGAAGAUCGUGAACAGAAAGAGAUGGAGAAACAACAAGCUGAAAAUGAAGCAGCUGCAGGUGCUGAUAAUGCAGAUGGGCAUGGAGAUGCUAGUGGCAAUGGAGAUGAGAAUGGAGGCACUGGUAACGACCCAAUGGAUGUUGAUGGAAGCAAUGCAUCAAAGGAUCAGGAUGUUUCUUCACAGAGAAUUGAAGCAUUUGAGGCGAUUCUUGGACAGCAUGUGUUGGCAAACCAUGUUGAUCAGAUGUCCAUUGAUGAAGUUGAGCAAACAGUCAAUAGGGAUGCAGCUGCACCUUACACUAGAGGCCAAGUAGAGUUCAUCUUGGAGAGGAUGCAAGAUGCAAACAGGAUAAUGAUUCGAGAUGGCAUUGUCCGCAUCAUCUAACUGCAGCAUGAUUUGGCAUUGGACAAGCUGCUUGUGAUAUGCGUUGUCCUGAUCUAUUAUGUAAAUCUUCUCCAGUUUGUCUGAAUUCCUGGAGAGAUUUAGUCGGAACUCUGUAUUGGUAGCCAGCUGUCUGUUCGUGUACUCUGUGUAUCUUAAUUCCUAUCAGUGAGGUUUAA